Messenger RNA from Thermochaetoides thermophila DSM 1495, 1329 nucleotides. RefSeq lists its product as uncharacterized. The transcript is spliced from 4 exons. Gene Ontology annotation, cellular component: endoplasmic reticulum membrane. Bases 1 to 1329 code for a protein of 442 amino acids. The record is from RefSeq and is a predicted model, not a curated record. Gene Ontology annotation, molecular function: phosphatidate cytidylyltransferase activity. NCBI's taxonomy places the organism in Eukaryota, Fungi, Ascomycota, Sordariomycetes, Sordariales, Chaetomiaceae.
AUGACAGGAAGGCUACGUCGCGGGGUCAAGUUCCCGUACAAGCACAAUGGCCAAUCCGAGGCCCGCCGCGGCAGUUUUAGCGAAGCCAGCGAGGAGGGUUCGUCGCGGGCCGAUGCGAUCGAGAGCCUCGAUGAGCUCUCGAAGCCCGCCAAAGUCGAGGACCCCAAGACCGAGUACGAGAAGAAGAAGGCCAACUUCAUCACACGCACUUUCUGGACCUUCAUCAUGAUUGGUGGUUUUUUCGCCGCCCUCUUUAUGGGUCAUGUUUACGUGCUGGCCAUCAUCACAGCUGUUCAGAUCGUCUCUUUCAAGGAGGUCAUUUCCAUUUCCAACCUGUCGAGCAAGGCCCGCGACCUGCGCUCGACCAAGAGUCUCAACUGGUACUGGCUGGCCACAACCAUGUACUUCUUGUAUGGCGAGAGCGUCAUCUACUAUCUGAAGCAUAUCGUUCUGCCGUACUCUACUGACUCUCCAGGCUUUGUCUUCUUCGUUGGCUCCCUUAAGGCCGGGCACCUCAAGUUCCAGUUCUCUCAGUUCGCCUGGACGCACAUGGCUCUUUUCCUCAUCGUCGUGCAGGCGCACUUCAUCAUGAAUAACGUGCUCGAGGGCCUGAUCUGGUUCUUCCUGCCGGCCGCGCUGGUCAUCACUAAUGACAUCUUCGCCUACAUCUGCGGCAUCACUUUCGGUCGCACCCAGCUGAUCAAGCUGUCCCCCAAGAAGACAGUCGAGGGCUUCGUCGGCGCCUGGAUCAUGACCAUCCUCUUCGGCAUCGUCCUGACCAACCUGCUGCUGCGCUCCAAGUACUUUAUCUGCCCAGCAACGAACCUUGGCGCCAACAUCUUCACCGGCCUUGAGUGCGAGCCCAACCCAGUGUUCAUCCCCCGUACCUACACAACGCCCGAGCUGUUUUUCCUCCCCCCCAACUACUCCAUCAGCGUGACCAUCGCUCCGAUGCAGUUCCACGCUUUCUUCUGGGCCAGCUUCGCGUCGCUGAUUGCCCCCUUCGGCGGCUUCUUUGCCUCAGGCCUCAAGCGCACAUUCAAGAUCAAAGACUUUGGCGACUCGAUCCCUGGCCAUGGUGGCAUGACAGAUCGUAUGGACUGCCAGUUUAUCAUGGGCUUGUUUGCCUACAUCUAUUACCACACAUUUAUUGCGUUUAAACGGUCGUCGGUCAGUCAUGUUAUGGAGCUGGCGAUUAUGGAGUUGACGGCCGACGAGCAGAUGGAGGUGAUCAAGGGUGUGCUCAAGUAUCUGUCGAACCAGGGUAUCGUUAAGUCCGAUACCCCGGCGGCAUUCGAAAAGCUGCUCUCUUCAGCUAAACAACUAUGA